Messenger RNA from Closterium sp. Naga37s-1, 1692 nucleotides. NCBI's taxonomy places the organism in Eukaryota, Viridiplantae, Streptophyta, Zygnematophyceae, Desmidiales, Closteriaceae. The record is from the annotation of a GenBank genome assembly.
AUGAUCCAAUUGUCAACUCCUCAUUCCCCCCACCAACACUCCCUCUCCCCUUUUCCCACUUCCCCACGCCACGCCAGCACCCGCGCGCCAUAUCGCGGGCCUACCCCGCUACAAGCCUCGCACGCUCGCGGCUCGCUCUUCCGUCCCUCGCCGGCGCUGCCGCUUGCCACGCCUCCCUGUGCGCGCGCGGGCAAUCCGCAAUCGGGCACCUCCGCCUCCGCCGCCGCUUCCGCGUCCGCAUCUGCGGCGUCGUCUGCUGCUGCUGCAUCUUCUUCGAACGGCGCAUCGACGCUCGUCAAGGGCGCCGCGGUGAGGUCUUCUCGCCUUGAUCCUCUCCUCGUGCAUCCGAACCAGUUUCAAGCAGCUCCGCUUUCGCGGACGGCGAACCGCCUUCCGCGCCCUCCGAGAAUGCAAUCAUCGGCGCGUCCUCCGCGGAUGCCCCGCGCUCGCUGCGCUCGUCGUCGCCCACCCGCGAGCCGCGCGCGUCCAGGCCUCAUCGAGCGCUGCUUCGGCCCGGGAACCGCGCCGUCCGUCGCGGAAGCCGCCAGCAGCCUCCUCGUGCCCCUGGCGGAGCACGCCGUGUCCAAUUGGGCGCUUCCGAGCGGCACGAGCGGCGGGCGCAGCGGGUCGGAGGCGCGCGUGCGGAGGGCGAAGCGUGAGGCGCAGAAUCUGGAGGAGGAGAAGCUGCGCGAGGAGCGGCGGAGGGAGUUAAGCGCGCUGGUGGAGCAGCUGGAAGCGAUUCGGGAGCACGCGAUGGAGCUGGAGAUGUGCAACCAGCACCACCUCGACCUCUCCUCGCCGUACGCUGCUGCUCCCCGCCCCCCACUCCCCGCUCCCUGCUUCGUACGAUGGAGCUGGAGAUGUGCAACCAGCAUCCCCUCUCCUCCUCGAGUCCUUCUCCCCACACCCACCGCCCCACUUAAACCCCUCCCGCCCCCCCCCUCCCCCCACCUCUCCCCGCAAUCCCCCCCUCCCCCGGUUUCCCCCCCCCAGGCGGUACCGCGAGUCGGCUCGCAACCUGCUGCACUACAUGGCGCUGCGCAACAUGGACGUGCGGCACCUGCAGCAGGCGCUCGCGAACCUGGGGCUGUCGUCGCUGGGCGCACCGAGGCGCACACGCUCGCGUCCAUCCACGCUGUCACGCGCGUCGUGCGCUCCAUGCUGCGCGAGCUCUCGCCCAAUGACACGUCGUCGUCCUCCGCUUCUGCUUCCGCCUCCGCCUCCUCCACCUCCUCUCCCGCGCCCGCGUCGACGUCUAUCAAGUCCAGAGCCAAUUCCAGGAACCUGCAACGGACGUGCUCUCCGCCAGUCUUGGACUUCGCGGACGGCGACAGGCAGCUGCAGCGCAACACCGUCGACCUGCUCGGCGCGCAUCCGCCCCACCGCAAGACGUUCAUCAUGGUCACGCUGCCCGUGGAGGCCGCCGCGGACAGGGCGCUGGUGGCGGAGCUGCUGCGCGCGGGCAUGAACGUGGCGCGCGUGAACUGCGCGCAUGACGAUCCCGUGGUGUGGGGGCGGAUCAUGGCGAAUGUCAGGAAGCUCUCCGCGCAGCUCGGCCGCCCCUGCAGGUUUGUGAGGGGUGGGAGGGGUGUGAGGGGGUGUGAGGGGGUGGGAGGGGUGGGAGGCGUGGGAGGGUUGGUGCUCAUGGACCUAGCAGGGCCGAAGCUGAGAACAGGGUGCUCAUGGACCUAG